Molecule: messenger RNA, 1340 nt
Organism: Malus domestica (apple)
Lineage: Eukaryota; Viridiplantae; Streptophyta; Magnoliopsida; Rosales; Rosaceae
Product: protein WAVE-DAMPENED 2
Biological process (GO): microtubule cytoskeleton organization
Molecular function (GO): microtubule binding
Source: RefSeq, a predicted model, not a curated record
CAAACAGCGCAACACAAUAAUAGUACGAGCAGCCUGAGAGAAAGAAAGAGAAAAUCAUAAGAAGGAAAGAAAGAAGAAAACAUCCAUUUUCUUGAGAGACAGAGAAAGAAGGGGUUCGGAGAUCUUGCCAGAUCGGGACCAAAAAAAAAAAAACUCGUCAUGGGGAGGGAAGUUACUGGUAUAAAGGCGGGGAACGGAGAAAUGGAGAAGAAGGUGGUGGAGAAGAAGAUUAACAGUGUCGUGGUGACUUCAAUUGGUUUUACUCGUGGUAAGGUCCGCGUUGCUCCCAAAGUUUCAGAAGAAAGCAUUGAGUCAAAGGAUUCCAAGGUGAAGGACCCUGUCGGAGAAAACGAAGUAGCUGUGGAAUCUGAGGAGACGCAAGAUGUGCUGGCUGUUAAGAGUACAAAUCCUGUUCAAAGUCCAGAGUCUCCAAAUGCAGCGUCUCUGAAGAGUUCACAGCCAACUUCUCAGUCGUCACAAGAGGGCGCGGAACAUGAUAAUAAGAAGCAUGCUAAUGAAGAAGAUAAUUGGUCUAUGACUUCCUCAACUGCUGCAUCAAGAACACCUAAUUUCAAGGUUACGGUUGGACAAGCUCCCACGUUUAGGAUCUAUGAGCGUAUAGAGAAAAGGAAGGAGUACUACUCAAAGUUAGAGGAAAAGCACCAAGCUAUGGAGGCAGAGAGAAGCCAGUGGGAAGCAAGAGCCAAGGAAGAGCAAGAAGCAGCCAUCAAGGUGCUGAGGAAGAGCAUGGUGGUCAAAGCAAAUCCGGUACCCAGUUUCAUUUACGAGCCCCCUCCUCCUAAGACCGAACGCAAGAAGGCUCCACUCACUCAGCCCAAGUCACCAAAAUUUAACAGUCUAAGCCGGAGGAAGAGCUAUGGUGAUGCAAUCACCAACUCAUCCGCGGAGGAAAAAAAGAAGGGCUGUUCUCGGCCACAACGUCACAGCCUUGGUACUCAGAAAGAAACUUCCCCCGCGGCUCCCAGAUGUAAGGCUCAGUCUGGAAGGCGAAACAGCCUUGGCAGUUGCAAGACCAAAGACCAUCCAAAACACGAAAAGGAAACAACCGAAACAUCUCCAAAGACCGCGGAGCAGACAUCAGAGUCGAACCACGAUGGACUUGAAAGCUUCUUCUAACGUCGAGUGGAAAAACGAAGGUCUUGAAUUUGGCAGGUUUACCAUUUGGAUGUACUGAAGAGAUUAGCUUUUGUUUUACUUUCAUCCACAAAUGACUUGUUUACUUGGGUUUGUGUUAGUUGUGAAUUGUAUAUGGUUUUGUAAGCUAAACCGGUAACUGGUACAUAUCUCGUUUGUAUAAAAAUGAGUUUUCGAUUAUGUUA